Molecule: messenger RNA, 3593 nt
Organism: Porites lobata
Lineage: Eukaryota; Metazoa; Cnidaria; Anthozoa; Scleractinia; Poritidae
Source: the annotation of a GenBank genome assembly
AUGGGUUUUCAAACAGUCCGACCAUACCUGAGUCGUUUUGCCCUGGGGUUUGCAUUAGGACUUCCGGUAGCUGUGACAUUUGUAGAAAAUGUUGGAAGUUUAAAAGGAGUCCACGGCAUCUCAAUGCAGGUAAGUAAGCCUACAUGUACGGUACUUUUAACGGGAAUUAAGCUUAAUCCUCAUACAUCAUUUAUUCAGUUUGGCGAAAAAAUAUCACUACUAUCGUUGGUUACUAGUACUACAAAGAUACACCCUUUAAAACGCAAAAGUCCACUGGCAAUCUCUCUCGAUUUGUCGAUCAUCGUAGCGCUUUUUUUCGGUACUUAGUUUGCAUGCAAAGGGGUGCACUUUUCCCUAGCACUAGGAUCUUCCUAGCAGGGUGGUAGAAAUAUCCUAGCGUGAAGAAGAUCCUAGUACUAGGGACAAACCACGCAAAAAUAGAGGCGGGGUGUUCAGUUGGUAAUCAUGGUAAUUACCUAGGGUAGGGCCUGCAAUUUCGUUUGGCAAUUAUACCACAAGCGAUCAAAUGUCAGCAGCUGCUGAAAGGUAGUUAUUACUGCUAGUGAAGAGAACAGAGGUUCCCAAAUUGUUUGCUUGUUAUUGUUGUUUGCCAUCUUUAAAUCCUUCUUUAUUUGGUACUCACACAGACAGGAAUUUCUUCAUGUAAACUCAACAUUUCCGCAUAGCCCCUACAUGUACAGUACUGGGGGAGGGGGGGUACUCCUGGGAAUUCUUGGUGGGGGUGUGCAUCCCGGUUCCCCUUAUCCUCACACUAUUUCAGACCAAAAAAUGUCAUUUUCCACACCUGUUUUCAGACCUGGCCAUUAGGCAGGAAUUAUGUCAUCAUUACUUAGAUUAAAGCGCAAACAAAAAAAUCCUUCCAAAGCAUUGUGAAUUUACAUAUUUCUACUUCAUCCUUAUUUAUUUGGAAUUGAAACGAUAACCACGUCCAUAUGCUCCCGUAGUUCCCUUGAAAUCCUUACCCAAUUCCAGACUAAAAUGGGCAAAGUGUAUACCCGUUUUCAGACCAAAAAGGCCCGAAAACCCUACCCUUUCAGGUUGGCACAUACCUAUAUGGCUUACAUGUUGUAUAUAAGGGAGUAACUUAUCACACUCAUUCCAUCUUGUUUAAUUUGUCGUAUGUUGGCAAAUUUUUUGCAGUUGAAUUCUGAAGGACUGUAUCAAAGUUCAGGAAAAAAAAAGUUGUUGUCUUGUGUUCCCGUCCUCGGCAAAAUUUGAAAUUGGGCACUUUCAUGUUGUAGUCGUGUAAUGACAGCUAAGAAAUGUACUAAAAAGCAUGAUGCAAGUGCAUGCAAAGUUGUUGUUUUGCUGAUCUAACCUAUUGCCUUUUUGCCAUUCCUGUUGCGGUCACUGUCGGCGUCGUUGUUGCUCAAGCUCCCUAUUAACUCUGGGGUUUGGGCAAAGUGACUUUUGUGCAACUUGACCAGUACCCUAUUACACACUCUGUUGCAUAUGCUGUGGUUCAAUUUUAUCCUUGCUUUAAAUAAUUUGUGUUUGUUUCAAACUCAUUACAAAUACAUAACCAUAUUACCCAAAACAAUGGAAAAUAAAAUUUAACCAAGGUUAAAAUUGAACCACAACACAUAUCUGGUCAGGAAUAUAGUACAAAAGUGAAAGUCAAUUGUCUCUCGUUUUUUUUUUUUUUUACAGCCAACAUUAAAUCCAAAGCCACACUUAAAAGGUGAUGUAGUGCUUGUAAACAGUUGGGCUGUUAGACGGUUUGAAGAAAUCAGCAGAGGAGACAUUGUAACUCUCAUGUGAGUAAAUUCCUGUUGCAUGAGUGUGCAUAAUCUGUCACUACCUUUUGGCGGUUUUUUAACAACUUACAAAGAAGCAGUGACAGCUAAUGAGAUGCUUGAAGUUGACAUUUGAAAAUUGGAGACAUUUAAAAACCUUUCCUGCAUUUCCUAUGGACAAAUGUAGUAAAACUGUAAGACAAUCGUUGACUGUUGAAAUGAUUCGUGAGGAAUUAUCUUCUGUUUUAUCUCUGUUAAAAGUGAUCCUUCAGACCCUGAUGCUGUUCUUAUAAAGAGAAUCAUAGGUGUGGCAGGAGAUCAUGUAAAGUAAGUACAGCUGUAAAUCAAUCAGUCAAUCCAGUAGGGUUCCUUUAACCGCUAACAUGUAUUGUUAAAUAUUAUCAUGGAAAUGUUGCCGAAGUAAAUGAUCAAAAUUUGCUGGUGUUGUCCAGUAGUGUUCCCUUGGAACCAUUUGGUUUUUUACCUAAUGUGUAUUUUAUUCUACCCAGGGUUCAGAUGUCUGUACACUCACCCAAAGCCUAGGCUGAGGCUAAUUUAUUUUUAGCAUUCUUUCUCAUGCCAGUAGUCUACAAUGUACAGCUAAAAAACUUCAUUUUGGCUUAGGAUAUGUAUGUGUCUUCUCUUCAGAAGGCUAUGCAAAUCUGGCCCCCUGAUGGAACAAAGAGAUCACUUAAGUUGUGUCUUGGAGUUGAAGCAUACAAAAAAUCGUUUUAUGUUGAAACCACAUGUAGUUCAUAAUAGUCUACCACACCCAGUGUCUUCUUUGUCUCAUCUAAGAAUUUAAGACAAAGUCUCUCUUAAACCAAACUUUAAUGCUACCUUUUCUUCUUUUUCUAAGGAGGAAGUGUGUUCAGGUGUAUGAGUGGCCUCGUUCAGGCCUUUUUGUGGCCUUGACUGCUAGCCUUUUUUUCUCAGUUGUCCCAAAGUUUAAUUCCUAUAUCACACUUGCAAAUAACCAGUAGCCAGCUGGUUUCUUAAGCUAGUCCAGGCUUUUUUUUUAUCAUGUUGCAUGAAUGUUUGACUUUGAUUUUUUUUUAUCUUUAUUGUUAUUUUACAAGUGUCAAGAGAGUGUCUGGUUGUUAACUAGCCACUGUACAAUAAAACAGACAAGUAUUGCACUUGCACUCUAAACAAAACACUACUGUUUAUUUACUUAUUUGUACCUAUUUAUUUAUAUUUCUUAUUUUCUUUCCUUAUUUCCAUUCUGUAGAACUAUAAACUACAAGAAGAAGGUUGUACAUAUCCCAGCAGGUCAUUGCUGGGUUGAAGGAGAUAAUCAUUCACACAGUCAUGACAGCAACUCCUUUGGCCCGGUGAGUUGUCAUAUAAACUGAAAUCUGUCCUAAUGUCAAAUGGCAGUGGUCCACUUAGUGUGAAAGUAAGCUCUUUAUUUCAAAAUGGUGUACAGGUUCUCGGAAAGUUGGAGUUGUAUCCUUGAAUUCCACAAUUUUCUGGGAAGUUGAUCUAAAUUUGUCUGUUCCAUAAAUUUACCUAUUUAUGUUACAUGUAUUCCAUUUCAUUUUAUUUCUGUAGGUGUCACUGGGUCUUGUUCAGGUAAAAGCUACUCACAUUGUAUGGCCACCAGGGAGAUGGCAAAAACUAGGAACAUUUUCACCAGAGGGACGGCUAGACUCUGAUAAAAUCUCUACUUACUAUGAAUCAAGGAAUGCAAAAGAUCUUCCCAAUAAUGUGGAUACAACAGUGAAAAGAGAUGGAAUAACAUGCAGUGGUUCUACAGCUGGCUCUAGUCGAACUCAUAAUAAGUUUGAGGAAAAAAGUUCUGUUACAGAAAUAAUUUGUGGACCUGUUAGAUGA